UACUAUGGCGGCCGCCCACACUGCAGGUACCGAUGGAAUAACAAAAGUUUUGGAAAGUAUAUGUCUAGAAAGACGAAGAGAGAAUCCUGAUAAAGAGAGUGAAGCAGAAGGUUUUAUUGUCUUGGCUAUUGAGUCUUUUUGGACAAGGCUAUUCUUGCAGUACUUUGUUUGUUCUGAAGAUGAAACAAGAGAUGACCUUCUUUUCUAUGUGAGAGGAAAAAGUUCAAAUAAAGAUGGAAAAGUUGUUAAAAAUCCUCAAGAGUCAAAAAUAGCUGUGUUCAGAAAAGACUCAAAAGUUCUUCCAAGCUUGGGUGACCCAGGAAUUGACUGGGAAGAGUCUGUUUAUCUCAACCUAAUUCUGCAUCAAUUUGAAUACACACUAACAUGUGCAAUAUGCACAAAGCCUCAGGAGAAAGAAAUGAGAGUACUCAGUAGAAUAUCACAGAAGGUGUAUGCUUCACCUAAUAGAAGGAGAAUGGAUACAAAAGGAAGUUCUGCUGAGAUUUCAUACCCUAACAUAUUUUUUAUUCUGGACAAUUUUGAAGAGACAUUCCGAGACUUUGCACUACAAGAAAAUGAGAUGGUUUGUGUGGAAUUGGUUGCGAAAGAUAAGACUGAGUCAGUGGAAGGAGUUAUCUUUCUGGGAUCCAUAAGAUAUGAAUCACUUAAAAAAGUUUAUGAUGGGAGAGCUAGUGUAGCCAGUAAGGUUGCUCGUAAAGUUUCAAUGGGUUGGUGGAAAGGUCCAGCUAAUGUGGAGUUCAUCAAGAUGAAAGGUCCAGGUGGAAAAGGCCAUGCAGAGAUGGCAAUCACACAACACAGAGGAUUAGAGGACAGAAGUGGUUUAGAGGACCCUGAAGAUAGUGAUUGGAGAAUGUGUGCUGAGUGUGGAAAUACAACUUUUUCCUCUUCAACUUUUUCCUCGUCCACUGAUCACCAAGUAUCAGUUCAAGAUGAAAAAUGCUACAAUUGUGGUGUAGAGUCCAGAUGGACAACAGAUAUUGAUAGUUCAAAAUAUACUGAUAGUCAAGACAAAAAGAAAAAAGCAGGUCUACUGUCAUCAUCUCAGCACUGGGUGAAAUUCAGAAAAAAAUCCCUUAGCAGUGUUGCACUCUCUGCAUAUUUAACAUAUGUGACACUACCAUGGAAUAAAAUUAUGAAAGAUAUUUUGGAAGUGAGGCAACCUCCUAUAUUAUCAUAGUAUUAAAUCAAAUAAAUCAGUCAUAUGGUUUAUGUACACAAAUUCUGAAUUAUAUAUCUACAUGUAUUGACAAACACAGUUACCACUGUUGACACAGUAAACUAUUGCUGAAGGCACUUUUAAGUUAUAAUUUUCCAGAACAUGCAUCAAUUUUCCAACAAAAGAAUCUGUAUAUGUGUUUUAAUGAAGGUAUUCGAAAACAAUUGUAUAAGUCUGCCAUAUUGUUAGUUAAAUCCUCUGAAAUGGGGCACAUGUUUUGCAAGUAGUCCAUAGUAUGUUUGUUGGCAGCUUAAAUUGCAUAUUUGUGGAUGCAUCUACAACUCCUUCAGUUGCUUGUUAUUGAAAAGUAUGUUGGAUCAUUAAAAAAAUAUAUAAUUAUGUAUAGAAAGAAAUCAAUAUUUUUUAUAUGGAUUGCAAGCAUCUGAUGACUAUCUUGGUAUCUACCUCUAUUUAUGUGCCUAGAAUGCAAAUCAGAAAAUGCUGUAUGUGCAUUCAUUGAUUUUUGAGAACUAGAUAAGUACAGCGUGAGGAACAUAAAGAGAUAGCAUUUGCAGAAACAUAAGGGUAGUUUUGACCCUUUACACCCUAACAUUGAUGCAGUCGAACCUCGAUUAUCCGGACCUUGAUUAUCUGGACUAUUCGAUUAUC
Molecule: messenger RNA, 1846 nt
Organism: Stylophora pistillata
Lineage: Eukaryota; Metazoa; Cnidaria; Anthozoa; Scleractinia; Pocilloporidae
Source: RefSeq, a predicted model, not a curated record